Messenger RNA from Solanum pennellii, 3352 nucleotides. RefSeq names its product probable isoaspartyl peptidase/L-asparaginase 3. The transcript has 7 exons. The record is from RefSeq and is a predicted model, not a curated record. Gene Ontology annotation, biological process: protein deglycosylation. Lineage: Eukaryota; Viridiplantae; Streptophyta; Magnoliopsida; Solanales; Solanaceae. Bases 2306 to 3097 code for a protein of 263 amino acids. Gene Ontology annotation, molecular function: N4-(beta-N-acetylglucosaminyl)-L-asparaginase activity.
UUUUAUACUAAUUGUUUCCUCUUUCUUCAUAAUUGAUUCAUUGAAAAGCCGAAGUAAAAUUUUGUGAUAAGGAGUUGGUAUUGAGGUGAUUUGUGUCUGUAAUAUUUUAAUUUUUUUAAGAGGUGAAUCCAUUAACAUACUCCUGCAACUCUUUUAAUUGCUCUUCACUCAGAUUGUUUAGCAUCGAAAUGGAUGCUAGAAAAUAUGCGAGUUUAAAGCGAACAAAAAGUUGUCUUGGUCAUUCAUAAAGUAGCUCAAUUUCUACAACUAAAGUGGUGUUCUGUUCCAAGGAUUUUGAUGGCAAUAAUUGUAGUGGUCACUCUUUAGUCCUCAAACUGAUACUGUCCAAGAAUAUUUCCAAAGUUGAAGAGUUCAUAGUGGAGGUACCACUAUGUAUACCACCCCCAUACUAAAUAUUGAAAUAGCUAAACUAGAAAACUCAUUGAAAUCCCCAAAUGAGUACAACAUCCAGCAAAGAUCUAUGCAAUGCUAUACACCACAGAAGUUCCUUGUCAAAAAUGUAUUCACACAGGAGUUUUGAGCUACGUGAAAUAAGGAAAAAGUUUUCUAAUUCUUGGGUAUCUAAAUUUAUUGAGACAUAAUCAUUAAGUUUCUGAACUAUAGUUAUAAUGAUUCCUUUAAUACUUCUCUCGACUUCACACACACCCUCAAACACAAAGUAGUGAACUAACCUGAGUGCGGUAUUAAAAAGACAAAGGCUACCACCGAAUGGUUCGCCCCGAAAGGCACAGUGUUACCAGAAUAAUUAUUAGAAAGAGAAAGAGUACUUCCAAGACAUUCACCAGAAAGAAACAAAGAAAUUAUAAAAACAAGAAAAAAAUUAGCCAGGUAUACAAGUGUAAGGCUGGCUCCCAAAAGUAGGAACAACAUAAAGUCUCCACCAAGAUCCUAGAGAUACCAAUACCAUGAUAUAUAAGGGGGGAAACUCUUGUUGAAUGAGUUGGUUUACAGGAUACAAGAAGGAUUUCUUAUAUAGGAUUUUGAGUUACAUGAAAGAAAUUUGCCUAAUUUAUUGGAUUCCAAAUUGUUGCAUUAUCAUUAAAAUAUCCUCGACUUUCAACAGUAACAUGAACAUUAAGUAUAUUAUGCAUAGUAGUUAUCUGGGCUUCCAAUCAUACCGCUUCAUCUACCACAUUUUAGUUGACCUAUUUCAAUGUAAGAGGGUUGAACAGUUGACAAGUUAGUCCUACCAUUGACUGUCUGUUGUCAAAACAAAAAUUAUAUACUUUUAGUUCAGAUAUGGGAAUUAGUACAAUUUUGUCCUAAACAGUGUUGUGGACGGCGAGAGGCGACAAAAGGCGACAAGGGCCUGCCUCGCCACGCGGCGAGGCGCUUGCCCUUUUUUAAUAAAGGCGCGAAUUAAUACCAAAAAUUAAAAAUAUUUAAUUGCAUAUUUUAUCCAAAAUCUUAAUAGCAAUAACACAUAUUAGCAAAUAUUCAAUUCAAAAACCAAUAGUAGAUACUAAAAUGUCUAAAACUUUAAAGACCAAACAAUUCAAAAUACAAUAAACCAAAACUUUAAAAGUCUAUUCUUCUUCAAAAUUAUCCAACCCUUGAGUGCCAUAUUUCCAUCCAAUGUCCCUCUUUUUGCUAGCAUCCGCCAUUGAUUAUUAAAUUCAAUUAAUUCGCUGUUUAGGAAUAUUGGAAUAAAUAAUUAGGAAAAGAGAGAUUUUUUUUUAAUUAACUGCCUAUAAUUUUAAAAAAAAAGUUUACACAAAGCAGUAAGCAACUAAGCACUGCUUAGUGCUUACAGCCUUACACCAAAAAAACACAACUGAAAAAAAAAACUGAAGAAGAACAGAAAAAAAUUGUUGAAGAAGAAGAGAGAAAACGAUCCCUGGAGAACAGAGAGUCGCGAGGGUCGGAAGGAACACAAUCGUGAGCCGGCGGCCGGCGAGGGAGAAGGAGAACAGAAUCCGACUGCGAGGGAGAACUGGAGAGAGGCUCGCGAUGGAGAAGCUGACAGCGAUGGAGAGCGAGGGAGAAGAGACAGCGAUGGAGGAGAAGAGAAGAGAGUCAAUCGAGAGAGAGAGAGAGUCGCGAUGGAGUUUCAGAAAUUUCAAAACGCUACACCUCGCCACACCUCGCCUUUUUACUAUCGCCUCGCCUCAGCAGAGAAUGGCGAGGACCCAUCGCCUUGCCUCGCCUCUCGCCAAAGGCAAGGAGGCGCUCGCCUUUUGUAACACUGGUCCUAAAGAAGAAUAUUGGUGACAGAAAAGUCAGCCAGUUGUAAGUUGGGCCUGGUGGAAGUCCAGACGAGAAUGGAGAAACUACACUUGAUGCCAUGGUCAUGGAUGGGGUAACAAUGGAGGUCGGCGCUGUUGCUGCUAUGAGAUAUGUGCCAGAGGGAAUUAAAGCUGCGAAGUUAGUGUUGGAGUAUACUAAACAUACUAUGCUUGUCGGGGAUCAAGCCUCAGCUUUUGCCAUUUCGAUGGGCCUUCAGGGCCCUACAAACCUAAGCUCAGUUGAGUCAAUAGAGAAGUGGACAAAAUGGAAAGAUAAUUCUUGCCAACCUAAUUUCCGGAAAAAUGUUAUCCCUAGAGAUAGCUGUGGUCCAUUCCAUCCCAAUGGUCCUUCAAUAAGAAGAUGCCUGAUGGAUAACGAGCUCAGGCCUAAUGAAUUUGGAUCAGUUACAGUUAAUGUAGGUUUACAUAGCCAUGAUACAAUAUCCAUGGCUGUCAUCGACCAAAUUGGACAGGUUGCCGUUGGAACAUCAACUAAUGGAGCCACAUUCAAGAUUCCUGGAAGGGUUGGUGAUGGACCUAUAGCAGGGUCUUCAGCAUAUGCGGAUGCUGAAGUUGGUGCUUGUGGAGCCACUGGGGAUGGUGAUAUUAUGAUGCGCUUCCUUCCGUGUUAUCAGGCUGUGGAGAAUAUGAGAUUAGGAAUGGAACCCAAACUUGCCGCAAAAGAUGCUAUAUCGCGAAUUGCAAGGAAAUAUCCAAACUUCAUUGGCGCUCUAUUUGCCGUCAACAGAAAUGGGACUCAUGCAGGUGCAUGCCAUGGUUGGACUUUUCAGUACUCUGUCAGAAAUCCUGGGAUGAACGACGUUGAGGUCUUUACUGUUCACCCUCAGUGAUCCCUUUAGCAUUCCCCAGCUUCUAUUGAAGUUCUUCCUCUUCCAUAAAGCAGCAUUCAUAGUCUCUUUCACAUAUUGCUAGAAUUGAUGAUAUCCUUCCAUAUUGUGAACCAUAAAAUUUUUAUUUAAUACAGCAAGUUCAAAUUUGACUAUUUGAGUAUGUGCAUUAAUGACAAUUGACAACCUAUUAAAGCUUCUUGUAUUUGCUUGUCCUAAGACAUAUCAAGAGCAUAGAAAAACUGCAAGUUUGACAAA